GGUCCGGCUCCGGGCUCCCAUUGUCUCGGCAGAUGCCGCUUAGUCCAGCUAUCGUGCUCUGUAUUCAGUUUUCGGGGGGUAGCGCUCUUUCUCGGUCCCGCGACGGAAAACCGGAUUCCCGAGUUUGGGCGGCUCUUCUUUCGUGCUUAGGACCCACUUUGCCGCCCCAGGGUGGCUGCAGCUAUGUCCUCCCUGCGACCCCUUCUGCUUCUGCUGCUGCCUCUGUGUCCGGGUCCUGGUCCCAGACUGGGGAGCGAGGCAAAGGUCAUCCGGAGUUGUGCAGAGACCCGGCAGGCGCUGGGGUCCCGGGGAUAUAGUUUAAACCUAAUCCCUCCCGCCCUGAUCUCAGGUGAGCACCUCCGGGUCUGUUCCCAGGAGUACACCUGCUGUUCCAGUGAAACAGAGCAGAGGCUGAUGAAGGAGUCUGAAGCCACCUUUCGAAGCUUGAUGGAGGACAACAGCUCCUUCCUGGUUCAUACCCUGGCUGUCCAGCACAGAAAAUUUAAUGAGUUUUUUCGGGACAUGCUCUCAGUAGCCCAGCACUCCCUGACCCAGCUCUUCUCCCACUCCUACGGCCGCCUGUAUGCCCAGCACGCCCUCAUAUUCAAUGGCCUGUUCUCUCGGCUGCGGGACUUCUAUGAGAAGUCUGGUGAGGGGUUGGAUGACACCUUGGUGGACUUCUGGGCACAGCUCCUGGAAAGAGUGUUCCCCCUGCUGCACCCACAGUACAGCUUUCCCCCUGACUACCUGCUCUGCCUCUCGCGCCUCGCCUCCUCUACUGAUGGCUCUCUGCAGCCCUUCGGGGACUCACCCCGCCGACUCCGCCUACAGAUAACCCGGGCCCUUGUGGCUGCCCGGGCCCUUAAGGACAGCCUGGAGACUGGAAGAGAGGUGAUCAGUGAGGCACUGAAGGUGCGGGUGACUGAGGGCUGUCGCCAGGCUCUGAUGCGUCUGAUUGGCUGCCCCUUUUGUCAGGGGGUCCCCUUACUUAUGCCCUGCCAAGGCUUCUGCCUCAAUGUGGUUCGCGGCUGUCUCAGCAACAGGGGACUGGAGCCUGACUGGAGCAGCUAUCUGGAUAGUCUCUUGCUGCUGGCUGAGAAGCUCCAGGGCCCCUUUUCCUUUGAGCUGGCUGCUGAGUCUAUUGGGGUGAAGAUCUCAGAGGGUUUGAUGUAUCUGCAGGAAAACAGUGUGAAGGUGUCCACCCAGGUAUUUCAGGAAUGCGGUCCUCCACACCUGGUGCGGGCCAGAAACCGCAGGACGCCUACGCCGCCCAGGGAAGAGGCGGGCCGGCCCAGGGUGUUGGUGGCCCAAGAGGAGCGGCCCACUACGGCAGCAGGCACCAACAUGCACCGGCUGGUGUGGGAGCUACGCGAAAGGCUGGGCAGGAUGCGGGGCAUCUGGGCCCGGCUGUCCCUGACGGUGUGCGGAGACUCCCGCAUGGCAGUAGACGUCUCGCAGGAGGACACACCCUGCUGGACCGGAGCCGGACGCGGCAGGUACUUGCCACCAGUGGUCGGGGGAUCCGCGGCCGAGCAACACAACCCUGAGCUGCAGGUGGAUGUCUCGCGCCCAGACGUGUCAACACGGCGGUGGCGGCUUAUGCUUCGGGCGGCCACAGCUAGGAUGAAGGCGGCCACGGUUGGACAUAAUUUGGACGGGCUGGACGGGGAUGAGGAUGCCAGCGGGUCUGGAGGAGGACAGCAGUAUGCAGAUGACUGGAUGGCUGGGGCAGCAGCUGUGGCCCCUCCAGUCCGGCCUCCUCGGCCUCUUCGGCCUCCAAGCCCUCCUCGGAGGGACAGUUUUGGCAAAAGAGGAGGAGGUGGCAGAGGAGGAGGUGGCAGUGCCCGACACAACCAGGGCAGAAGCAGGAGUGGGGGGCUGUCUGUUUUUGUUCAUACCCAACCCAUCCUUAUUCUUUCCCUCUCAGCCCUGACCCUGCUUGGACCUCGAUAACAGGGGAGGGGUGCCCUGGCAUUAGAAGGGUUCAAGGCCUUUUCCUCUCCUCUCCCCUCAGCUGGGUCUGGAGAGGAGUUUGAGGGGGCUUGCAGAGAGGGUGAACGGACUUUGGAGGUGAAUGGCUGGGGCCCCAAAUCCAGGAGAUUUCCCCUUGGGGAGUUGAGGAGAAUUGGGUGUUAACAAUAUUUAUUUUUUCAUUUGGUAAGGGUGGGUCCUGGGGGUAUUUAUUUAGGAGAGUGUGGCCUCCAGUUCUUUAAGGCUGGAGUUCCGCCUAACAAGGGAGAAAGGGGGGAGUUUUAGACUUACAGGUGGGGGAUAGGGCUUGAAGAAAGUUGGAAGUGGGAGGGGUGGAACUCUAAUGGGUUGGGUGCACCUGGUCUCAGAAAUGGACAAAGCUGAGUACUGAAGUACUGACUGGCUGCAGACCAGGGGACUGGGGUGUGUGUAGGAUAUGAGGUUCUGUGGGUUGACAUUCUGCUGAGUGUUUUUAGCAACAAUUUCUUAAUUUAAAAUUUUUUUAAAAUCUCUUCUCAUGACUCUGUUAUCAACAUCUGUCACAAACUCUAAGUUUCAUAUGUUAGUGUUUGAGUCUG
Nycticebus coucang (slow loris) is the source of this 2549-nucleotide messenger RNA. It is a transcript of the gene GPC2, whose product is annotated as glypican 2. Gene Ontology annotation, biological process: regulation of signal transduction; regulation of protein localization to membrane; cell migration. Lineage: Eukaryota; Metazoa; Chordata; Mammalia; Primates; Lorisidae. The transcript is spliced from 10 exons. The coding region runs from base 184 to 1953 and encodes 589 amino acids. Gene Ontology annotation, cellular component: extracellular region; cell surface; synapse. The record is from RefSeq and is a predicted model, not a curated record.